GAAAGCUAUAAAAAUCCAAAUAAAAACCACCCUACCAUGUUCCAGAAACACCUAAAAACAACGCGCUCGCCGGCAGCUGGGGACGCAACUCUCUUUCUCUCCCUUUCUCACCCAUGGCUAGGGUUCCGAGCAAGCAUGAACGUGAUCAAGCUCUGGAUUUCCAGGGGUUUUUGAAUGACUUGCAGGAUUGGGAACUUUCGCUCAAGGAUAGGGAUAAAAAGAUGAAGCCACCAGCUUCUGACAAGAAGACUGGUGAGGGUAGAAGAUCAGCAGGAAACACUUAUGCAGUUGAUUCUUCAAGAGGUAGUUCAGGACAACAUGAUUAUUCAAGGAACUUUGAUGCUAUUGAUCGUAUAUCAAGUAGUUUCAUGACUGAAGAAAGCUCUGUGGAUGCUGCUUCAGAGAAAGAAUUGGGUAAUGAGUACUUUAAGCAGAAAAAGUUUAAGGAAGCUAUUGAAUGCUAUUCGAGAAGCAUAGCCUUGUCUCCCACAGCAGUAGCCUAUGCAAAUAGGGCAAUGGCCUAUCUUAAAAUCAGAAAAUUUCAAGAAGCUGAGAAUGACUGUACAGAGGCUUUAAAUCUGGAUGAUCGCUACAUAAAGGCAUACUCACGCCGAGCAACAGCUAGAAAGGAAUUGGGAAGAUUUAAAGAGUCCGUUGAGGAUUCAGAGUUUGCCUUGAGGUUGGAACCUAAUAACCAGGAAAUCAAGAAGCUGUAUACUGAUGUCAAAUCAUUGUAUGAGAAGGAGAUUCUCCAUAAGGUAUCUGGGGCAGUAAGAAGCUCUGAGCAUGGAACACAGAAAGGAGGAAUUUUGGAGGCAAAAAUUAAUGGACAUGAUGUCAAUUCUGUCUCAAGUGGAAGUCAAAGAACUGGUGUAUCUACAUGUCAAAAGGACAAGAAUAAGGAAAGUGUUGGAGAGGUUAUUCUUAAGAAGUCCUCAUCAGUGGAGGAAAUAAAAAACAAAAGCUCAAGAGCCGGAAGCAGAACUGAAAAUCAAGCCAAUGUUUCUUAUACCGAUGCUACUUCAAAUUCUCAUAUGGACAGUGUCCAGAGAUAUCAUCACAAAAUGGAAAACCAAAAGCUCAAGGCUUCAGUAGAAGAGCUUGCUUCUCGAGCAGCUUCUCGUGCCACGGCUGAAGCAGCAAAAAACAUCACCCCUCCAAAUUCAGCUUAUCAAUUUGAGGUUGCUUGGCGAGGUUUUUCUGGUGAUCGUGCAUUGCAGACUCGCCUCUUGAAGGCUACAUCUCCAAGUGCAUUACCACAGAUAUUCAAAAAUGCGUUGUCUGCUCCUAUGCUAAUUGACAUCAUUAAGUGCGUCGCCUCCGUUUUCAUUGAUGAUAUGAAUUUGGCUGUCAAGUACGUAGAAAAUUUGGUCAAAGUCCCAAGAUUCAACAUGCUAAUCAUGUGUCUUUCAGCUGCAGAUAAGGCUGAUCUUGUCAAAAUAUGGGAUGAAGUAUUUUGUGGUGAAGCAACACCAAUUGAGCAUGCAGAGAUUCUUGAUGACCUGCGAUCUAAGUACUGCCUCAAGUGAUGGCAGCACAGGUGUAUAUGGGAAAUUUGCUUCCUUUUUUUUGUGCUGUCUUCAUUAUAAAUUAUUCAUGCAACAAAUUCAAAUCCUCUACCUCAUCUUUGUUAAUCUAUAUGAUGAGAUCCAUCAACCAUUUAGGAUACUGAUGAUGUUCUUUUGCUUCGGGUUUCAUCACCUUUUUUGUUUAUUUAAUGUUUACAUCUAGUAUAUUCUAUGAACGGUAAACUUCUUACCGUCAAAUACUUGAAUGAAUAGAAACCUGUAUCUGAAUGUAUGAAGUUUGAAGCCAAAAGACAAAGAACCUGAAUGACAUGAUUACUCUUUUUCAGCUGAUAAAACUAUAGUUUUUUUGCUGCA
Messenger RNA from Hevea brasiliensis (rubber tree), 1883 nucleotides. RefSeq lists its product as uncharacterized. The transcript has 12 exons. Lineage: Eukaryota; Viridiplantae; Streptophyta; Magnoliopsida; Malpighiales; Euphorbiaceae. The coding region runs from base 114 to 1529 and encodes 471 amino acids. The record is from RefSeq and is a predicted model, not a curated record. Gene Ontology annotation, molecular function: protein binding.